Messenger RNA from Lolium perenne, 2072 nucleotides. RefSeq lists its product as uncharacterized. Lineage: Eukaryota; Viridiplantae; Streptophyta; Magnoliopsida; Poales; Poaceae. Gene Ontology annotation, molecular function: DNA binding; histone binding. Gene Ontology annotation, cellular component: nucleolus. The record is from RefSeq and is a predicted model, not a curated record. Gene Ontology annotation, biological process: transcription by RNA polymerase I; nucleosome assembly.
GGUUCAACCGUUCAAUCUACAAAGACGGCACGACCGCUCAACCAGGUCGACGCGAGAUCGGUGAUCUUGCGGAUUCGGCGCGUGCUGCAAACGCCCGCCCGCGCGCGAUCGAUGGAUGGAUGUGGGCUUCGCUCCGCGAUCGAUCGAUCGAGCUCGCUAUAUCGGCACAGCGCGCGCGGAGGGCAAUUGGGCUUCCCAGGCGCCCCGAUCUCUCGGAGCACCCCGAUAGAUACCACCAUGGGAUCGGCAAGGCGGCAGCCGCUCCUCGUCCCGCCAGGAGGAGGAGGAGGAGGAGGCGCGUCGACUCGGGCGGCCACUAUAAGUACGUACCCAGGGCUCCCACACCCGCCCACGCGCGCGCCAGGAGAACCAGACGAGACGAUCCGCAGGACGGACGCGAGGAGAGCUCCCGCCUCGAUCUUCUCCUUCCGGCGACCCGGGACUCGCGACAUCGUCAGGGACUAUUAUUCUGAGUUUCCUUCGGCGAGAUCAGAGUCGAAGAGAUGGCGAACUAUGACGACUAUGAAAGCAAUCUAAUGGAGGACGAGUACGACGACCUUGAUGAUUUCAUUGUUGGAAGCGAUAAUGAGGGAGAGGAGGAGGAGCUCCCGGAUGCUGAGGAGGAGGAACAAGUACUUGAAGAAGAACAACAAGUAGAAGAAGAGGUUGAGGAAGAACCUCCGGUUGGUGUGCAGGAGAUCCUUUCCAUAAGGGAGCAAUUAAAGGCCAAAUACAGGAAACAACAUCUGUCUGCCGGCGCCGGGACGUCCAGCUGCUCGCCGCCUGUGCAAGAACCAGCCAGGUCCAGAUUUGGCACCUUCUUUGGGCCAUCCACCCCCGCACUUGCUCCACGACUGAUUGAAGCAGGGAGCUCGUCGAUCAUGAGGGAGAUUCAGAACGUACCCUCCAGAAGAGAUGCUGCUCCGUCGUCUUCGAAAUCGCAGCCAAAUGCAAGCGACCAUGAGGAGAAACCAAAGAUUUUAACAAAGGUUAAACGAAAGGUUGACACCCUUAGAGAGAACAGGGACUACUCGAACCUCUUCUCCGACGAUGCUGAUACACCUGCUCCCCCAGUGAAGGAAGAGCCUGAAUCUAAGCCUGUUGUAUCCCCCAAAACUGAGGUCGAGGUCCAUGGUAGACCAAUGCAACCUGCUGGAAAAAACAACCAGGUGCACGCAGGCCAGCCUACCAGAACACCAAAGGACCAUGGAUCCGUUCAGGCCCGUGUACAGAGCAAGGUGUCUUCUCAGGUGAAGAAGCCACUGCCACUACCAAACGGGAGAAAGACGAAUCCUUCAGUCAGCAGCGGAUCCAGACCGUCCAACGUCAUCAAGAAAGCUCCUGGGUUGCAGGCAUCCUCUAAUGGCCAAAACCUGCAGCGUCCGUUGCAGAGCAAGAGGCCACAGGCAUCGCCUGCUGUCCAGAAGAAGCUUCCGUCACAAGCCCAACGGCCGCCUCAGGGUCAGAGGCAGCAGAACCAUGUCCUGCCAUCGUCGCAAGUUCGAAGGGUGAAUACGUCUGUGCAAAGCCAGCAGCAGUCUGCACGCACGGGAUCUGCACUGCCUCAGGACAGACAAAAAAUGAUACAAAAACGGCCGGUUCCAUCCUUAAAACCAAAGCCAUCUCCAGCAAGUGCAGUUUACAAUGCUCACGGCAAGACAAAGGUUGGACUGAAAAGGAAACUCAGUGAAGAGGAGAGAGUUCGUCAGUUGGUCAGAGAGACGAUAAAGUACAAUCCGGCUAAAUACGCUGGCAGAGAUGAGGAUGAUAGAAACAUGGUAGCAGGUUUUGCCAGCAUACAGAUGGAAGAGAGAAGAAGUGCAAAGCUUGGAAGAAAGGAGGAUCAAGAGCAAUUGCUCAUGAUUCAGGAAGAAGAGAGGCGUGAACGGGCAAAGAAGAAGAAAAAGCAACCGGCACAAUCUUAGAAAAUUCUAGGGCCCUAGUAGCCAUAAAUUGUGCACCUCUAUUGCCUAAUUUCAAGGCAUAUAAAGUUAAGGAUUGUAAUAUCUCAUGAGUAUGAGAUGACUCUUACAUUUUGAUGGUUCAUCUUAGUUCAGCAAUAUGCAUAUAUA